CCAUGGCGCACGCUCUGCGCACCGGCCAAGCGUCGGUGGUCGAGUAUUUGCAUGGCCAAGGCGCCACGAUCCCGCCGUUCGCGGCCAGCGUCGCGUGCAACGGCGGGCACCUACCGCUCGUGAAGCUCCUUCGCCACCUCGACGCCUGGCGCCCAGUGAACCCGAGCCUCGUGGCCAAGCAAGGGCACCUCGAUGUCCUGGCGUACCUCCACGAGGAAGGCUGCGGCGGCUUUACCGCCGAGACCAUGGACGAGGCCGCAACUGCGGGGCACCUCGAGGUCGUCCGGUUCCUGCACACGCACCGAAGGGAGGGAUGUACGCCCAAAGCCCUCGCCGGCGCCACAAAGAACAAGCACUGGGACGUGGUGCGCUACCUCAACCGACACCGGCCUGAAAGCGUGCGGCUGGUCGCCGACUUUGCCAAGCCCAACAGCUCGGUGCACCAUCGAGCGACGCGCGCGGCGAGCAGCCCGCCGACGCGGUACGGUUCGCCGCGGGUGGUGGCAGCGACCGACGCCGACGCCGUCGACUUUCGACGCAACAACGGGUUUCCGCUUUGGACAGCCCACGUGCUCUUGACGGCGAUACGCCAAGACCGACUCGACAUCGUGGCCUACGCCAACGAGCACAAGCUGGGCGUCUUCUCGACGGCGGCCAUGGACAACGCCGGUCGGUUCGGCUGCCUCGAGAUCUUCCGGUACCUGCACCAGCACCAGUGCGAGGGCUGCACAAAGGCGGCGUGGACCGGCGCUGUCGCCAACGGCCACCUCGGCAUUGUGCGGUACAUGGUCGAGAACGACUUUGCCGUUGUCGACUUGAAGGUCGGUCGGCAGCUUGCGAUUGCCAGCGGCCGCACGAGCCUCACGUCGUACAUCAAGUCGGUGGGCCCAGCGCGAUCUUCGUGCGCAGUCCAGUAGGUCGCUAUUUAAUGUGUGUACAAUUGUUGACGUCUGUACAUUUUGAAGACAGGUUGUCAUCGGAUAAUUCAUAAGUGUAG
Saprolegnia diclina VS20 is the source of this 997-nucleotide messenger RNA. RefSeq lists its product as hypothetical. The record is from RefSeq and is a predicted model, not a curated record. Lineage: Eukaryota; Oomycota; Saprolegniomycetes; Saprolegniales; Saprolegniaceae. The transcript has a single exon. The annotation marks the transcript as partial.